AUGUUUUGCUCCAAAAGUACCACGGAACGUACAAGAGAAUGCAUGCGACAGUAUCGGAUUAGAAGUCGUAAUAAUGAAAUAUUAAAAACAACUCAAAAUGGACAAAAGGAAGAUCUUUCUAUGGAUACUUCAAACAUAAUGAAUAUAGCCACCAAUGAUAUGACAAAUGAUCCUAUCAAUAUCACAAUUGAUUCUAGAAGUGCUUCUCCUAUUCCUGAAUCAUCUAAUGAUGAAGAAUCAAGUCUUGACGAUAUUACGAAUGAUGAAUUCGAAGAUGAAAAUGACAAUGAUAAUAUUGAUGAAUAUAUUCUUUUGUACGAUUUGAACAAUCAAACAAAAUUAUUUUCAUCAUGCCCAUUAUCUAUACGUGAAGCAUGUCAUGCUAUUAUUCGGUUAGCUCGUCGUCUAAACUUGGAUAAAAGUGGAAUAGAGUUUUUAUUAAAUGAUAUUCGAUGUCUUUUCCCAAUGGAUGUUAAAUUACCACGUACACUUAAAGGACUGAUGAAAAUCGUUGGUAUGUA
Rotaria sp. Silwood2 is the source of this 521-nucleotide messenger RNA. The record is from the annotation of a GenBank genome assembly. Lineage: Eukaryota; Metazoa; Rotifera; Eurotatoria; Philodinida; Philodinidae.